AUUACUGGUGUUGAUUGAUCAUGGCGACAAAGUUUCUGUCAUUUGCCUGUUUAAGGAGCAGCGAGGGUGGCGACUAUGGUGAUCUUACGCCCAGGCCGCGUUACCCGUCCAUGCCGAAGUAUCCCAAGGGAGUUUCUUCCGACGAGGAGAAGAACAACGAGAGAUCGGAGGCUAAGGCUGUGUUUUCAGUCGUCGGGAUGAGUUGCUCGGCCUGCGCCGGAUCUGUUGAGAAAGCCGUCAAGCGACUCCCAGGGAUCAGGGAAGCGAUUGUGGACGUUCUUAAUAACAGAACUCAGGUCAUGUUUUAUCCUAGCUUCGUAAACGCGGAUACAAUCCGUGAGACAAUCGAGGAUGUUGGAUUCGAAGCAACAUUGAUAGUAGAUGAGAAGACCGAUAAUUCAAUUGAAGCAUGCCGGAUACGCAUCAAGGGAAUGACAUGCACCUCAUGUGCUUCAACUAUAGAGUCUGGUCUGCAGGCUAUACCCGGUGUCCAAAAAGCUCAGGUUGCACUAGCAACUGAAGAAGCAGCUGUUCUUUACGAUAAAAAAACCAUUAACUAUGAUCAUCUAUUAAGAGCCAUAAAUGAAAUGGGGUUCGAACCAAUACUGAUUAGUGUUGGGGAAGAUCAGAACAAAAUACAGCUAAAACUUGAAGGAGAGCGCGAUGAUGAAUCAAUGAAAAUGAUUGAAAGCUCUCUUCAAGCACUUCCAGGGGUUCUAGAUGUGAAGAUUGAUCCUGAGCUUAUGAAGAUUUCCCUUUCUUAUAAAUCUGAUUUAACCGGGCCAAGAAACUUAAUCCAUGUUAUCGAAUCAACCGGGCAUUUCAAGGCAAUGAUAUUUCAGGAAGGGGGGAAACUCCAUUCAUAUAAAGAGAUGGAGAUUAAACAAUAUUAUAGAUCUUUCCAAUGGAGCUUGGUGUUUACUAUCCCGGUUUUUCUAACCUCUAUGGUCUUUAUGUACAUCCCUGGUCUAAAAAGUGGUUUAGAUGCUAAAGUUGUGAACAUGUUUACUAUUGGGCAACUCUUGAGAUGGGUGCUAUCCACCCCGGUUCAGUUCAUUAUUGGGCGACGUUUCUAUACUGGUUCUUACAAAGCCAUACGCAAUGGUUCUCCCAAUAUGGAUGUUUUGAUUGCACUUGGGACAAAUGCAGCCUACUUCUAUUCAGUUUAUUCAGUCAUGAGAGCAGCAACUACUUCUAAUACAGAUUUCCACGCCACAGAUUUCUUCGAGACAAGCGCGAUGUUAAUCUCCUUUAUCUUACUUGGGAAAUAUUUGGAGGUCUUGGCAAAAGGCAAAACUUCUGAUGCUAUAGCUAAGCUUAUGAACUUGGCUCCUGAAACAGCUAUCCUCCUGACCUUUGACAAUGAUGGAAAUUUGAUUGGAGAAGAAGAAAUUGACAGUAGGCUUAUACAAAAAGAUGAUGUGAUUAAGGUUGUUCCCGGGGCAAAAGUGGCUUCUGAUGGUAUUGUAGUAUGGGGUCAAAGUCAUGUGAAUGAGAGCAUGAUAACAGGUGAAGCUCGGCCAGUGGGGAAACGGAAGGGAGAUGUGGUGAUAGGAGGUACAUUGAAUGAACACGGAGUCUUGCAUGUGAAGGCAACUAGGGUCGGGUCGGAGAGUGCUCUCUCGCAGAUUGUGAAACUUGUGGAAUCGGCUCAGAUGGCAAAAGCUCCCGUCCAGAAAUUGGCUGAUAGGAUUUCCAAAUUCUUUGUGCCUUUGGUUAUAAUACUUUCGUUCUCGACAUGGCUUGCAUGGUUUUUAGCAGGGAAAUAUGGUGGUUACCCAAAAUCAUGGAUACCUCAGUCAAUGGAUAGCUUUCAGUUGGCACUUCAGUUUGGAAUCUCUGUUAUGGUCAUUGCCUGUCCUUGUGCACUUGGCCUUGCAACUCCCACAGCUGUCAUGGUUGGUACAGGCGUUGGUGCUUCUCAAGGUGUCUUAAUCAAAGGAGGGCAGGCUUUAGAAAGAACCCAUAAGGUCAAUUGCAUUGUUUUUGAUAAGACAGGAACUCUCACGGCUGGCAAACCGGUGGUGGUCAAUACAAGGCUUUUCAAGAACAUGGUUACCAGAGAAUUUUAUUCACUCGUAGCUGCAGUUGAGAUGAAUAGCGAACAUCCCUUAGCCAAGGCUAUUGUGGAGUAUGCAAAGAAGUUCAAAGAAGAUGAAGAGAAUCCUAUCUGGCCUGAAGCAGGAAACUUUGAAUCUAUAACAGGACACGGAGUAAAAGCGGUUGUUCAGAGGAGACAGGUAAUAGUAGGAAACAAGAAUUUGAUGUCGGUCAACAAGAUCACGGUUCCAGUUGAUGCGGAAGAGGCAAUGAGAGAGGCGGAAGGGUUAGCUCAAACUGGUAUACUAGUAGCCAUAAAUGGAGAAGUAGCUGGAGUGAUUGCCAUCUCUGAUCUGCUGAAGCCUGGAGCUCGUGAGGUCAUUUCUAUUCUCAAGUCUAUGAAAGUCAAGAGCAUAAUGGUUACUGGAGAUAACUGGGGAACUGCCAAUUCUAUAGCCAGAGAAGUCGGAAUAGAUUCUGUGUUUGCAGAAGCCAAACCAGAGGACAAAGCUGAGAUAGUGAAGGAAUUACAGGCUUCAGGGCACAUAGUGGCAAUGGUGGGAGAUGGAAUCAACGACUCUCCAGCCCUGGUAGCAGCGGAUGUUGGCCUGGCAAUUGGAGCUGGAACGGACAUAGCCAUCGAGGCAGCAGACAUUGUUCUGAUGAAAAGCAACAUAGAAGAUGUUAUAACUGCCAUUGACCUUUCAAGGAAGACAUUCUCUCGGAUCCGCCUGAACUACAUCUGGGCUUUGGGCUACAAUGUUAUGGGCAUCCCAAUUGCAGCCGGAGUUCUUUUCCCAUUCACUAGAUUCCGGCUGCCUCCAUGGAUAGCUGGAGCGGCAAUGGCAGCUUCUUCUGUAAGCGUGGUUUGUUGCUCACUGUUGUUGAAGUACUACAGGCGCCCUAGAAAGCUCGACAGUCUCGAUAUUGGGGAAAUACAAGUCCAGUGAAUUUGAAAACAUUGUAUGUUUGUGUGUGUAAUAUAAUUAGUGAUUGUGAAAAAUACAAGUGUUUAGACUUUAUA
Messenger RNA from Impatiens glandulifera, 3064 nucleotides. RefSeq names its product probable copper-transporting ATPase HMA5. Gene Ontology annotation, cellular component: membrane. NCBI's taxonomy places the organism in Eukaryota, Viridiplantae, Streptophyta, Magnoliopsida, Ericales, Balsaminaceae. Bases 21 to 2990 code for a protein of 989 amino acids. Gene Ontology annotation, molecular function: ATPase-coupled monoatomic cation transmembrane transporter activity; ATP binding; ATP hydrolysis activity. The record is from RefSeq and is a predicted model, not a curated record. The transcript has 5 exons. Gene Ontology annotation, biological process: monoatomic cation transport.